Molecule: messenger RNA, 1926 nt
Organism: Phytophthora sojae
Lineage: Eukaryota; Oomycota; Peronosporomycetes; Peronosporales; Peronosporaceae
Exons: 6
Coding region: 1-1926 (641 amino acids)
Source: RefSeq, a predicted model, not a curated record
AUGGAGGGGGCGAGGGAGGAGCUCGCGGGCGAGCUGCGCGCCUUGGAGGGAAGGUCGACCGCCUCCUUUGAAGGAGACGACGCGGUGGACGACAUGUGGAACUUCCUGCUGCCGUGGUGCGACCACAUCAGGGGCGCUGUGGGCUUGUGCGAGUGCGAGAGCUCGGACUCGCCCCAAAGAUUCAAGCUGCGAGAGGCGCUGAGGCUGCUCUCGGUCGUGGCCUUGGUGGACAGUGACGCGUGGAAGAAACUGCUGAUACGGCCUCCUAGGAGCGACGUUGGCAGCAUGCUACGUGGUAUCUUUGUGCAGGAUGCGGGCCCCGAACACGCACUUGACGGCGACUUGGCGUUCUUCUGUGGGGCCGAGCAACAUGACCGGCGUAGCAGAGAAUACAAGGCGGCGUUGAAGGAGCUCGUCGAGAUUUGGAGGGGGACACGAGAGCUAGGAGCUGUUCCAGACGAAAUUGAUGUCCCAAUCACGAUCCAAGUGCGUCCAACUCAUGCGGAAAGUGGGGGAGGUUUGGCUAACUACUCGCAGAAUGUGUUGAGGGUGGUUCGCCAUCUCCGAGACCAGACGUGGCCCCCGAUGGGGCGGGGGAAUGACCUUCCGAGAGUGACGUUUACCAUAGCUUGCGAUGGUAUUUGCUGCUCGGGGAUGCGUUUUUGGUCGGAGCUUGGUUACACGUUAGCAGCUCCUGCGAAGCAUGCAGCCGCAAGGAGAUCUACACCUUUAUUACUCACGAGUAUUUUUGGUGGAUCAGCGGAAGGGAAUGGAGGACAAGUAAUGACUGGCCCGCGAGCCAGCCCGUCGACAACUCCCCGUCAAUUCAGAUUGGACUCAGUAAGCAUAUCCUGCCUCCCCUUUAGGACAUGGUUCUUUGAGCGGGCGUGCUCUGGAGCAGCCGUGAACCAAACCACUAACCACGUAUCGAUUUCAAUGGUCUUGAGCGAGGAACAAGCCACAGAAGUCGUCACGUGGAGGUGGCGGUGGAUUUGCUACGGAUUCUUUUCUAAGUAUCCGCAGCGCCUGUCAUGCCUGAAGACACUUACUCUUCAAGAUGUGAUUCUUACUGGACAAGAUGUUGACGCGAUGCGAGAGGUUAUGACGUCGAACUAUCCGGAAGAAGACCUGCUGGCUAUUUCAUCAAGCCAAAGACACGCAUACGACUACACACCCAUGAGCCCGAAUGAAACCCUCGAGAAAAACGCGGCCUUCACAGUUGCCAGAAAGAUUCGUGGUAUCAAGCUCCUGACGGAUAAAAUUGAGAAUGGAUGGGUAGAUGUGCUGGUACCUGGGUUUGGGAAGUGCCAAAUUCGCCGAUCUAACCUCGUUCAAGAGGAGGAUUUACCCGAUGGUACACUGUCGACAGGCAUUUCGUCGCUGAUGCUUGUGCUCAAGACCGAUCCGGAUGACGACGUUCUGUGCCGAUUUCUGGAACUGAUUGGAUCGUCACUGGUGUAUUUGUCAAUCCAAGUUUCGAACUUUCGCACAUCCAUGCUGGAGAGAAUUGCUGCCAACUGCCCGCAUUUGAGAGAAAUUGCCAUAUCGACGCCUGCUUUCAAGAUUCGAUUUGAAGUUCGUGACAGCAGAUUACGGAACCAGAUAACGUUGCACCCACAGGCGCCAGCCUCGUUGGGAGUCUCGUCAUGUUUUUUCUGUGCGCCCCAGUCCUCAUUGGCUAGUUCGGUGAGGCGUCUACGUGUUCACAUCGGGACCGACGCUAAUGGUACCGGUACACUGCCAUUCCAGGAGUUUUGUAUAGCACUGCUAUACAUGCUUAGACGGAACCGCACGGUGGAAUACCUUGAUAUCGUGGUGUCGGACUUCGAGCUGACCCAGUAUCAAGCAGCAUUAGCAUUGCUGUUCAAGAAGUACCAUCGCCAGAGCCUGCCUGUCAUUAGGAAAGCGUUGCCUUUGAAAGCGUAG